Messenger RNA from Racocetra persica, 151 nucleotides. Lineage: Eukaryota; Fungi; Glomeromycota; Glomeromycetes; Diversisporales; Gigasporaceae. The record is from the annotation of a GenBank genome assembly.
AAAGUUGUAUUUGAACCAUCACAAGUGGAAGUUUCAAUUGAUUUUGAAAGUAAAGGCUAUGAUUUACCAUCUUUAGAUAACUUACUACAGUAUUGUGAAAAACUUGAAGAAUUUAUUGAUAAACUUUAUUACAAUAAGGACAUAGAAGCUG